AUGAGAGGUCUGCCCUUGUCACCUUCAGGGCAGGCCUCUCAGACACUGCAAACCGUCUUUCAUCAUGGAAGGGCGGUGACUGCUGCCAAUGGAAGGGCGUCCACUGCAGCAACAUUACCGGCCGUGUCAUCAGGCUCGAUCUCCAUGGACCAGAUUGCCACAACAGCAUUGUGCAGGUGCUUGGAGAAAUUGACGUCUUUGGCAUUCUUACGUCUGCGAUCAAAUAUGUUUUAUGGCCACAUUCCAGUGGAGCUUAUGAAGAUCAGUAAUCUUCAGUAUUUGGACCUUGCCUACAACAAUAUAACUGGGAUCAUACCAACACCCAUUGUUAACUUCAAAGGGAUGAUACUAAUGGGAGAUAACGAUGCUGGAUAUGAAGAAGCAUUUGGCCAUGGUUUGGCAAUCGGUGAUAAUGAAUUGGUGGACUACAGUGAGAAUUUCACAGUACUCACAAAGGGUCAAGAGAGAUUAUAUACAGGAGAAAUCAUAUUUAUGGUGAAUCUUGAUUUAUCCUCAAAUAAUCUUGUUGGAGAUAUUCCUGAAGAAAUUGGCAGUCUUGUCGCAUUGAAGAGCCUGAACUUAUCAUGGAAUGCGUUCAGUGGAAAAAUUCCUGAGAAGAUUGGUGCCUUGGUGCAAGUGGAGUCACUCGAUCUAUCACACAAUAAGUUGUCUGGUAGAAUCCCUACAAGCUUAUCGGCCCUCACAUCAUUGAGUCGCCUGAACAUGUCUUACAACAAUCUGACAGGAGAGGUGCCCUCCGGAAAUCAGUUACAAACACUCGAGGAUCCGGCAUACAUAUAUGUCGGCAACCCAGGCCUUUGCGGCCCUCUUCUCCUGCAGAAAUGUCCAGGACAAGUCGAGGACCCAACAUAUAUUCCAGCCACUCAAGGAGACAAUGAAGGUGUAACCGACGUGACUUCAUUUCUCCUCGCCAUGGGUUCUGGACUAGUGGCAGGUCUCUGGGUAGUCUUCUGCAUCUUUUUGUUCAAGAAGAAAUGGAGAGUUUCUUGGCUCUCGCUCUGUGACAGCAUGUAUGAUCGGAUUUCUGUGCUAGUCGCUGUGACCUGGGCUUCCUUGACAAGAAAAUCUGGGUAAUGCUUAGAUUAUUAGCACCGGUCAUGUGUUUGUUACUAUGUAAACUGUGCGGGCUUUACCAUGUAUCAAUAUUGUACAAGUAUUGUAUAAGUACUGCCAAAGAUGUGUUUGAGUAGUAUGCUGUCGACUGAGGUUGGCACAAUAUUUGGUUGUAUAACUUCACAGGUGAUGAAUGAUACCAGGGACUGCAAUUAGCGCCCUGUUCCUAUUGUGCAAUUGCCUGAACUGCUGUUGUGUAAUAUUCUUUAUUUCGUCUUCUUUGGAGAAAUGAUGUUGAAUGUUGGUGUGCAGUUUUAGAAUGAAGGGAUCUAGUUGUGGGAUGAAGUAAGAAUUAUGAUCCGAUGAAAUAAUCAAAAGGAUCAGCCUGGAGAACAGUAUUUCUAGCUGAUUUCUCGAGGCAAGUCUACAAGGAGUGGUUCACAAAAUCUAGCACCAAUAACUAUCAUGUCGGGGUUGCUAUUUCUGCUUUUAAUAGCUCACGUCGGUGGUUGUCCCCGUUGGAAAAACCACACCCAACUUCACUUUUUGCCUGCGAUGAAUCUUGCCUAUGUCGCUAUUCAACAUCUGCAAGGAAGACAUAUAAUUCUGAAGAAACCCAAUCUAGUGUAAUGCCUCACUUUGCCAAGAACAACAUCAUUUCGGUGAUGUCAAGUAUGCCACCACAUGAACAUCAAUUUUGUGUGCAUGUCUUCAUUCAUCUUGUCAAGCACAAUAAGAACAUAGUCUUUCCUGAAGUAAUUUAACUCGUUAUCCCAUGGGAUGCCCAAAACAUCUUGCAAGCCCAUAUCGCAAAUCCCCAACAAACGUACACCACAUUACCGCAUGAAAGACGUGUUUUAGUUCGCUACCGCAAACAUUGCAAAUUGGUGAUAGAGUUGGUAUCCACUUGCAUCGAUUAGUGUGUAUCAGAAGGGAUACAUAGGCUAGCUCCACGCAAAAACAUGAACCUUCAGGGGCACUAGGGCCUUCCAAAUUUUUUUGGUUGUGUUGGAGUUUGCUUGUACUUAGUGUAGCAUCGAGCGCCAAAAGGUAGGUGCUCCGGACAAAAAACAUGUCGUUCUUAGGAUAGUAGGUAGUGAAGUCAUCAUCUUCAUAAUUUGGGCAACCUGAUUCUUGACUUUGAAUGAUUACUCGCAAUAUUAUGGUUUCCUCUCGAGAUCCAA
Molecule: messenger RNA, 2258 nt
Organism: Triticum urartu
Lineage: Eukaryota; Viridiplantae; Streptophyta; Magnoliopsida; Poales; Poaceae
Product: receptor-like protein EIX2
Molecular function (GO): protein binding
Source: RefSeq, a predicted model, not a curated record